UGUCUUCGCCGGAGCCAAUCAGGGAGGAGGUUUCGGCGCAUGUGCCCUCCCGUCGCUCUGAGCGUGUCUUCCGCGGCGCCAAAUCUGUCAUCGAGACCGAGAAACCUUCCCCGGCCCCGCCAUGGACGAGAUGUACCUGGACAACAUCGACGAGCUGGUCACCGACCACAACAAGAUCGUGACCUAUAAGUGGCUGAGCCACACGUUGGGGGUCCAUGUCAAUCAAGCUAAACAGAUGCUGUAUGAUUAUGUCACCCGGAAGAGGAAGGAGAAUCAAAGCGCUCACGUACACGUCACGUACCUGGUGACGGGGAAAUGUGUGACGGAGGGAUUUCCGUACCACAAGGUGGCAGUAGUGAAGGAGGAAAGGCUUGAAGCAACCAAAUCUAAGCUGGCGGUGGUGGCGAACGUCCACGUGUACAGCGUGCAGAAAGCCACAUUAAAGGACAGCGCUCCGCUCUACAAUACAGACUAUGAUAUCGUGAAGAAUAAUCUCCAGAACUGUAACAAGUUCAGCGCUAUCCAGUGUCCGGCCGCCGUCCCGCGCUCUCUCGAGGUGAUGGCGGACCUUCGGAGCGAAAAUUACCACAUAACACAAGAAGAGCCCAGCAUUCCCAGGAUCAAUGGACACGCCUCACUCCCUGUCGCUAAAGUGGCCGCUCCGCAACCCAAGGGCAUCAUGGGAAUGUUUGCACGCUCUGCGGCCAAACCCCAGGAAUCUUCAAAAGAGACAAAGACCGAGCCCAAGGAAGCGGCGGCGGCGGCCCCAGAAACCAGCAGCAAAUCAUCCACCAAGUCCAGAGCUAUGGACAACUUCUUUGGCAAAGCAUCACUAAAUAAACCCAAAGCGAGCGCUCCAGCCAUCGAGCCGGUAAAAGAAGAGAAACCAGCGGCUCAGCCAAUUGAUUUGCCACCUCCGGAACCAAAAGAAGUUAAAGAGACAAAAGCGCCAGAAAAAGGAAAGAGGACAAUUGAUGUGCCACCUCCAGAACCAAAAGAAGUUAAAGGGACAAAAGCGCCAGAAAAACAGAAGAAGAGCAGGCUUAAGAGGGCAGAAAUGUCAGACAGCGACGAAGAAGGGGUGAAGCCGGUGAAAAGGAGGCGUAGGAUCAAACAGCCCAAACCCGACAGCAGUGACGAGGAGGACGAGGUUCCUGUGCCGGAUGUGAGGACCCCGUCCCCUCCUGUGCGGGAUGUUAGGACCCCGUCCCCUCCUCCGGAGCCUGCUGUGAAGAUGGAAACUGAACCUCAGCCACAGACACAACCUGGAGAGAAGAGAAGAAAGCGUAGGAGAGUCCUGAAAUCUAAGCAAUUCCUGGAUGAGGAUGGCUGCAUGGUGACAGAAAAAGUCUAUGAAAGCGAGUCUUAUACAGACAGUGGGGAGGAGUUCACCAAAUCCAAACCAGCCGCGUCCAAUCCAUUCACCUCCGCCGCUGCCGCCAAACCAAAAGCAGAGACUAAAACCUCCAAGAAAGCGCCCGCUCCCAGCAAAGGGACUAAGCAAGCGUCCAUCAUGGGAUUCUUCCAGAAGAAGUGAUGGGUCUCGUUAUCUCCUCUAUAGACUUGACGUCUCGGAGUUCUGGAGAAGAUGCUGGAAUAUCUCUUACCCGUCAUUGCCGGCCCAGGAUGAGAGACGGUGGUGUUGUGCCGGCCUUCUAUGUAGCUGUGCCUGGACUGAUCACCGUUAUGAGUGUUUUGACUAUUGCCGUUAAUUGUUGGGGGACGCACACAGCGCCUACAUCUUGUACCAGGCGCAAAAACUGUCACAAGGGUUCAAUAAUUCUAGAUGUAUUUUUAUAAACUUUAAUCUGCCUUGUAUUCUC
Rana temporaria (common frog) is the source of this 1823-nucleotide messenger RNA. RefSeq names its product DNA polymerase delta 3, accessory subunit (gene POLD3). The record is from RefSeq and is a predicted model, not a curated record. Gene Ontology annotation, biological process: DNA synthesis involved in UV-damage excision repair; DNA strand elongation involved in DNA replication; DNA replication. Gene Ontology annotation, cellular component: delta DNA polymerase complex; nucleus. The transcript has 14 exons. Lineage: Eukaryota; Metazoa; Chordata; Amphibia; Anura; Ranidae. Gene Ontology annotation, molecular function: DNA-directed DNA polymerase activity. Bases 122 to 1537 code for a protein of 471 amino acids.